ACUGUUUGGUUAGUGGUUCAGAACUUGGUCGAAACGCUGGGUUGGCUUACAAGUUCAUCAUAAUGACCAAGAUCAACAACAGUCAAGGCCAACCGGUACCUUAAUGUUCACUGGCUUAUUUCUAGUUUCGCUUUGAUAGCAUAAAGAUGCAAAUAAGUCCUCGGUGUGCAUUGGCCAUUGGCGGCGUUCUAGUGGGCUGCUGCAGUGGCGGAGUCUUUCUGGAGCUGUUGGUAAAACUCGAUCCCGGCAUUGGAAACCUCGUGACCGCGGCGCAGUUUGCAUUUAUAGCCUUGGAGGGGCUCAUCUUUACAUCCCGGCUGGGACAGGCUCAGCGUAACAUCAGCCUGCGGGACUAUGCCCUUCUGGUGGCCAUGUUCUUUCUGACGAGUGUGUGCAAUAACUAUGUGUUCGAGUUCAAAGUGUCCAUGACUCUGCACAUGAUCAUACGUGGAGGCUCCCUCAUAUCCAACAUGUGCUUGGGCACAAUUAUACUCAAGAAAAGGUAUCGGUUGCGCCAGUACAUAUCGGUCGUCAUGAUUAGUGUGGGUAUCUUCAUUUGCACGUACUUCUCCAGCCGGGAUUUGCCUGGCCACAGCAUCGGGCAGAGCGGCGCCACCGAUGCAGACGUAUGGCGGUGGCUUGUGGGCGUGACGCUGCUGGUUCUGGCCCUUUUCGUCUCUUCGUACAUGGGCAUCACCCAGGAGCUGCUCUAUCGGCGGCAUGGAAAAUGUGCCCGCGAAGCCCUCUACUACACCCACCUGUUGCCACUGCCCGCCUUCCUUUUAAUGCACGACAACAUACGGACCCACUGGCGGCUGGCCUGCGAGGGUGAGACGUACACACUGCCUCUGCUGGGCGUGGCGGUGCCACUGAUUCUGCUCUAUCUGCUGGGCAACGUUCUCACGCAGCACCUGUGCAUUAGUUCUGUGUAUGCUUUGACCACCGAGUGCAGCUCCCUCACCGUAACACUGAUCAUAACCCUGCGCAAGUUCAUUUCCCUGGUAUUUUCGAUCGUUUACUUCCGCAACCCCUUUACGAUCUACCACUGGCUGGGCUCCGUGAUGGUCUUUGUGGGUACCCUUAUGUUUGCCGAUGUCCCAAGGCUGCCAGGAAGCCGGAGGGCUGAACCUUUGAAACGCGACUGAUGAGUGACGACUGAUCUGGUUGAGA
Messenger RNA from Drosophila miranda, 1170 nucleotides. RefSeq names its product UDP-xylose and UDP-N-acetylglucosamine transporter. Gene Ontology annotation, molecular function: UDP-N-acetylglucosamine transmembrane transporter activity; UDP-xylose transmembrane transporter activity. NCBI's taxonomy places the organism in Eukaryota, Metazoa, Arthropoda, Insecta, Diptera, Drosophilidae. The record is from RefSeq and is a predicted model, not a curated record. The coding region runs from base 147 to 1145 and encodes 332 amino acids. Gene Ontology annotation, biological process: transmembrane transport. The transcript has a single exon. Gene Ontology annotation, cellular component: Golgi membrane; endoplasmic reticulum membrane.